Symbiodinium natans is the source of this 6426-nucleotide messenger RNA. Lineage: Eukaryota; Dinophyceae; Suessiales; Symbiodiniaceae. The record is from the annotation of a GenBank genome assembly.
AUGCCGGUGAACGCCGAGCUUCAGGCCUUCUUGCUUCAGCGGAAGGUUGACCAGGCAAUUGUUGAUUACCUGGGUCGGGCAGAUGUGGGUUGUCUUUCGAUUCGCGCCUUUGCGAAUUGGGUUGACUCCAGAUCCGACAUCGAGCCCAAGAUCUUGGCCAAAAUUCCCAGCCACAAGGACAACCAAAGCCAACUGGCCCUGCUCAAGCAGGCAUGGCGCGAAGCUGAUGCUUUGGUCACUCGUCAGAUUGCCCGUCAGUCGCAGGGUUUGGCGCCCGAGGAUUUGGAUGAACCCUUGGACCCUGAUGUGCAGAAGUCCUACGUCUCCAUCUUCACAGCUUACCACAAGUGGGGUGAGAUUGACUCUCGCAGGAUUGGUAGCGAUUCCAUGUUUGGGCGGUUUCGGCGUGAGUUCGAAGCCCGUCAGCCCAGCAUGUUUCCUGUCCUGCGGGUACGUUCCCUCGCUACUGCCCAAAAGGCCCCGCCAGUCAAGAAGCAAAAGCUCGCAGAUGGCGUUUCCCUCGUCUCCAGCUCCGGCAAUGAGGAUAUGGAGCCUUCGCCGGCCCAGGGAAUUCAUGGCUAUCUCAUGUUGUUGGACGUCCUGGUGUUCACAUGGGCGGUCGCCGGCUGUUUCGAUGUGCCUUAUGAUGGUGGCGCCGUCAAGUACGCUUCGUGGCCAUUGCUGUCCCAAUAUGCGUUUCAGCUGGGGCAACGCGCUUGGAGGUUGUGUAGCCAGUAUACGGCCGAGUCCGUCCUUGAGUACAUUCAGGCCGUGGAGGAAGACUUCAGAGCCAAGGCCAUUGAAUGCGCUCGAGGAGGUUCGCAGAAACCUUGGGGUCAUGCGUUGGACUAUGUCAUCAGGGAGCACAGUUCCAUUUGGAAGGACCAUGACCAUGUUCUACAGCGCUCUGCCAGGCACGCAGCUCCAGCAAAGACUUCCUCAAACGCAGAUGCGGCGGCGAGCGAUCCUACGCCUUCGCGACCCAAGUGGCAAACAGCCAACUCAACUGCUGGUGGCUUUAAAAUCUGCAAGCGCAAUAAUGAUCGCAGAGGCUGUGAACAAAAGUGCCCCAGGGGUGAGGUUCAUUGUUGCGACAUCGUCCUACUUUCCGGCAAAGUUUGCGAGAAGAAGGAUCACACCAGGCGUGCGCAAUGUGAUGAUCCUGACGAUGUUGGCGUCGUUGUCCUGGAAAUAUGUGGAGGUCUGGCCCCGUUCCUCGCGACUGUCCACGAGAUGGGUUGCAGUGUCUGUGCAGCUUAUGUGCUGGACCUGCCUCAGCAUGCCUAUGACGUCUUGCAAAUACAACAUGGUUGCGUGGAGCACAUGGGAUCGAGUGCAUUGCUCUGUCUUGACUCACUGCGUGCCGUUGCCAGUCGUCAUGUUGGAGCUUCCUUCUUGUUUGCUUGCAGUGUGCUGCCGACAGGUGCAGACCCAUGCCAAGACGAACGCAAUUUGCGCGUGUUCCUUCGUGUUUUUGGCUGGCUCAAAGAGGUCCUCCAAGGGCGACUCUUUGCAUUGGUCCCGUCCUGCGCAGAGAACAUUGCAAGCGCGCAGGCGUGCAGGGCCCUUUUUCAGGCAGAUGUUGUCCGGUUUCCCGAGGAUGCCUGUUGCGUGGGCCGGCUCGCAGGCCUCCAGUGGUGGUGUCAUUCCCCGACUUGCGAUCUCCUGCCUUUGUCACGUGUGCUACCGCCGGAUUUGCCGAGCAUUCUACUACCGGGGUGGCGAACAACUGUGGAGGCACGCUGUCUCGCUCUGUUAUGUGAAUACCCAUCUCAGUCUUGCUGCAGUGCGUCCGGAGCACACCGCUGUUUGGUACCCCUGGAAAUGGAGCGCAUCGUCGGUUUUCCUGACCAUUACACGGCUCCUCUUCUGCGGACGCUCGAGGAUGAACCGCUACACCUUCUUGCGCAACGGCGCGCUCAGCUCUUGCAAGACGUUCUCCCUUUGCAGCUGGCGGAAGCUCUCCUUCGGGCGGUGGGCGUGGUUUCCUCUCAGCCGUGCUCUCCUCAUGAAGCUGAUACAGGUGAGUUGGACCACAAUUUCCGAGCCCUCACUGAAUAUGCGGACACCUAUAAGGAGCUGCGCCGACAGUGCCCAUAUAUUCAAGACCUUUGCGACCGAGGUAUGCCAACAGAUGAGCCGAUGGGACCUGGGCCAAUCGAGCAAAACUCCAGCAGCUCGGCUUCUGUAGCGUUGCUUGUGCAACAUCGGUCCCAAACAAGUGCUGCUGGGCAUUCAUCCCUGUUGCCAUUAGGUUUGGACCCGGUGUCGCAUUUCCAGUGUGGAGAGGUUGUUGAGUCGCCGCUCAGUCUGGAGCCCCCAGUGCCGGAUGAUCUUGACUUUGCGCUGCGAAAGUGCUUGGCGCUUGGCAAGAAAGCUCGGGCAUGGAGGCGGGCACAGUUCUCUCGCCUUCGAUCAAUAUGCGAAUCUGCCGAAGGCAUGGCCGACUCCCUUAAUUGUGCUCGAUCCAGCACCUCCCGCAAGGUCUCAGAGCAUGUUCAUUUGGACCGUUUGGAGCUCUCAAGGUACUCGAUUUGCUGGCCCGACAUCUUUUUGCUGGAGCUAGCCCAGAAAGGCGCGCUCAUUGUGGGGGAGCUUCCCCGCUCAAACAUCUACCGCGCGGCCUCUGUCGAGCCUACCGUGCCCUUGCAAGAUUUUGAAAACGGUCAUGAUGACUACGUGCAGAAGCUUGUGUCUCGCAGGCCGCCCCCUCCAGAGCAAGUUCGUGUUGUCUGGGAGAAGUCUGAGGUGGAACGCAAGUCAGGGACCUUGAGAGGCUACUGGACUGCUGCAGAGAUGGAUGCCCGACAUGGUAAAGGCAGGUGGCGCCCCAUGCCGCGAUUUGCUGUGUGGCAACAAGCUCACUCCAAAUGGAGACUCAUUGAUAACGCUAAAGAGUCUGACACCAACAGCACUCUUCAAGCUUGGGAACGCAUUCACACAACCUCCUCCUCAGCUUCCUUCGCAGCCGUCCGCCGACUUCGCAAUUUGCAUGGGGCGGCUCUCGACGGCGGCUGGGAGGUGCGAGUCAGCACUCAUGAUCUUGAGAAAGCAUACAGGCAAGUACCUGUCAAUCCCCAGCAUUUGCGAUACUCCAUCGUAGCCAUUUUCCACCCGGAACGACAGCAGUGGGUCUUUGCAGAAUGUGAUGGGCUGGCGUUCGGGCUCGGGGCGGCGGUUCUUGGUUUCAAUAGAAUCCCAACAUUCGUCGUUGCUCUGGCACGAAGAUGGCUGGCCAUACCGGUGUUUGCUUUCUUUGAUGAUUUCAAGGUCAUUGAUGUGGCGUGCAGCGGUGGCUCUGCAACUCGAUCUUUCUUGGAAUUGCUCAGCUGGCUUGGCUACAAACGUGACCCUGCCAAAGACCAGAUGCCGACAGCAGACGCCAUCUUCCUGGGCGCGCGCGAGCUCUACACCGAACUGGGGGGCGCCGUCAUUGAUAUCCCACUUUAUGUGCUCGAGCAGUUCCAGUCAUCAGAAACUCUUAUCGCGCAGGCUGAGGCCCUUGCACCGAUGCUCGCCCUUUACUUUGAGCGCGAACUCUUGCAGCAUUGCUUGCUCACUGUUUUCAUUGACAAUAUGGCAGUCCUCUGCAGUUACGUCUUGGGGACCUCCAGGUAUUCAGCUCUGCCAGUUGAGAUUCCCACUUUCAUGGCCGAAGAAUCACUUGCAGCUUUCUAUGGCAGAGUGGAACGAGUUCUGGUCAUGACGUCAGCUUCCUUUGACAUCCUGUUGGUCAAGAAGAGCACCACGAUCCAGCUGCUGGAGCGCUUCUACGACCCGAACAAAGGGGAGAUCCUGAUCAACGGUGUCCCGCAGCUCGGCAGGGAGAGGGGAGCUGGGGAGCGGGGUGCUUCGCUGCAGCUGCUCAGCAGCAUGUGCUCGUUUGCGGGCAAUCUCCGGGUGCGAGUUUGCGUGCAGUGGAGGCCGGAGACGGCUCAAUCAGCGACGAGGCAGAUCCUGGACACGCUGACCCAGCUGCCCAAGGGGCUGGACACCCUGGUGACUGGAGGGAAUUUCUCCGGCGGCCAGAAGCAGCGGGUGGCCAUCGCGCGGGCGCUGGCUCGAAGGCCGCAGAUCUUGCUACUGGACGAGGCUACAUCUGCCCUGGACAAUGAGUCCGAGCGGAUGGUCCAGGCGACCCUUGACUCCCUGGACGAAACAUACGGUCAAUCAAUCACGACAGUCUCCAUCGCGCACCGACUGACAUCCAUCGUGUCCUCCGACGCCAUCUACGCGGGCCAUGUCGCGGAGAAGGGCACUCACAAGGAGCUCAUGGCCCUCCAGGGCCAGUACUAUGCCAUGGCCUCGCUGCAGCAGCUCAGUGUCAAUUACUUGUGCUUUGCUGGCACCGUAGGUUCAGACAGGCAGAGGCAUAGGCGGAGACAGGCCGACAAAGCGAAGCGCCUCAUGUCCCUGGAGGCUGGUGGCAGCACUGUGUCGCUCGCGGCGGUGCAGCAGCGGACCAGCUAUUUCAGGAGCAUGUCGCAGUCCUUCGUCACGGCCAUUGCAGGGGACCCCAUACAGAACAGCAUGAUUUCCGAGGCAGGGCUCGAGCCUGACGAGCAGGCCCCAGUCCCUCCAGCUGUGAUGCCCAGGCUUUGCCGCGUGUCGCGGCCCUUCUGGAACAUCUUGCCCUUUGCCUUCCUCAUCAUUGUUAUCGAGGCUGUGGCCGCACCCUUUCAGGCGCUCCUCUUCACGACGGCGAUGAAAACGAAGAGUGAAGGCUACUACGAGAAAUCCGUCUCCGUCAUGUUAUUCAAGCUGGAUCGGGCCUGUCUCGGCCUUGCAUUGUUGGGCUUGGUCAUGGGCGGUUGCGUGGUGAUCAUGAACAGCAUCUUCACCUUCCUGCAGGAGAGCAUCAGCCUCCAGCUGCGCAAGUUGGCUUUUGGCGGCGUCAUCCGUAUGCACAUGGGCUUCUUCGACUCACCGGAGAACCAGACCUCAAGUCUAUUGGUCUCCCUGGAGAGGCACAUGAUCCGCGUGUCGCAGAUGUUCGGCGUGAACUUGUCCAACACCACCAUGGCGAUCCUGACAGCAGUGGUCUCCGUUCUAUUCAGUUUCCUUGGCUCCUGGUUCCUUGCCGCCAUUCUGCUGGGCGUCCUGCCCAUCUGCGGCUUCCUGGCCAUGACCGUGUCCGUCAUGGCCCAGAAGGCAAAAAAGGCGAGCGCAUCAGUUUGGGACCAGGGCUCAGAGGACUUAGGCGAGGAUUCUGUAGGCUUCUCUUUAACAUACCUCUGCAUGGGUGCGCAGGUGAUGGCAGACUUCAACAAGGGCGCUUCUUUCAAGAAGGCGCUUCAGUUUGCAAACCGGGGCUUAGGACUCGCGCGUUUUUGGUUUCCAAAUUGCGUCCUUGCAUUCUUGAUGUUGAGUGCCGAGCGGUGCGCUGUUACACCUCGGUGUCAAACAGUAGCAAACUGCAAGAAGCAGGCCUUUGCUUUCGGCUUCAGCACGGGCCUCGUCCAAACGGUCUACUUGGUGGGCUUCUGGCUCAGCGCGGUCAUGAUCGCCAGCGGCAAGUUUGAUGCGGAGCAGGUGCUCCUCACCCUCUUCUGCGUCACCUUCGGCCUUCAGAGCGUGAGCAUGAUCGCCAUGUACCUACCAGACUCCGCUUCUGGCACGAUCGCAGCUGCGGAGGUCUUCCGGCUCGUGGAUCUGGAGUCCAAGAUCGAUGCUGUGGAGCCCGAAGGGCGGAUUACUAGCCUGGGGGAUGGCACCAUCCGCCUGCAGGACGUGGUCUUCUACUAUCCGCACCGUUCCGAGGUCAUCGUCCUGAAUAAGCUGUCUCUCGAGGUCCGCCCAGGGCAACGGGUGGCCCUUGUGGGCUUCUCAGGCAGUGGCAAGUCCACGGUCAUCCAGCUCCUGCUGCGCUUCUAUGACCCCCAGCGCGGGGCGGUGACCAUCGGUGGCCAGAACCUGGCAAAUCUGGAUGUGGCCUGGUGGCGGAGUCAGGUGGCCCUGGUGGGGCAGGAGCCCAUCCUCUUCGACUUGUCUUUGGAGGAGAACGUGAAGUACGGAAGGCCAGAGGCAACACAUGAGCAGGUACUCUGGGCCGCCCGGGCCGCCAACAUGGACUACGCCCUGAACGGUACGCGGCGCUGGUCCGAGCGCGUGGGGCUCAAGGGCGAGAAGCUGAGCGGAGGCCAGAAGCAGCGCUGUGCGAUUGCGCGGGCCUUGCUGCGGCAGCCGAAGAUCCUCUUGCUGGACGAGGCGACUUCUGCCCUGGAUUCGCAGUCGGAGGUGAUGGUGCAACACGCCUUCCAGCAGAUCCGAGCCACCACCAUCACCGUGGCCCAUCGCCUCUCCACCAUCCGAGACUCAGACAAGAUUUUCGUACUGGCCGAAGGCCGUCUUAUUGAGCAAGGCACCUACAUGCAGCUGAUGGCCAUGCAGGGCAGCUUUGCCCAGCUUGCGGCCAGGAGCUUGUGA